Messenger RNA from Ixodes scapularis (black-legged tick), 8437 nucleotides. RefSeq names its product proto-oncogene tyrosine-protein kinase ROS (gene sev). The transcript has 44 exons. Lineage: Eukaryota; Metazoa; Arthropoda; Arachnida; Ixodida; Ixodidae. Gene Ontology annotation, molecular function: ATP binding; protein binding; transmembrane receptor protein tyrosine kinase activity. Gene Ontology annotation, cellular component: membrane; signaling receptor complex. The record is from RefSeq and is a predicted model, not a curated record. Bases 71 to 7780 code for a protein of 2569 amino acids. Gene Ontology annotation, biological process: positive regulation of kinase activity; multicellular organism development; protein phosphorylation.
GAUUGCCAACUUCUGUCGGCGGGACGCCACACACGAAUAUGGCGCGGCGGUCAGUGAAUGAAGGCCCACGAUGACACGCUUGCUCUGGGAUAACCGGCCCGCUCCGUGUCUCCGAGUUUUCCCGUGGUGUGUGUCGAUCCUCUUGCAACUGUUGGUGGUGCGACAUUGCCGCGCCCUGGAUGUGAUCUCGGCCUGCUACGUCGACUGCGAGUCGCGACUGGUGGUGGAAGAAGAAAGCUUCAACGUGGUGUGUGACAAAAGCUGCAGGCUGCAAAAGUGCCGAGAUGGUUGUGACAAGUGGCGAGAGUCCACGUCGUCCUCGUGCGAAGGCGUCUGUAAUGGAUCCGUUCCAUCUCAAGGGAAGGACCUGUUUUGUCUCAUGGGAUGUAACCUCGCUGUCACAGCGUACCUGCAGAAUCUCAAAGCACAAAUCGGCCAACCACCGGCGCCAUUCUUGGUGGCCGAUUCGAGAACCAGCGACACGGUGACGAUCCGCUGGAACGCUUCCCCGGUCUACAACGGCAGCUUUCUGGUCCAGUGGAAGUACGAUGCCCUGCAGGGAGACUGGGAGUACUACGAGCCGGAUCGGCCGCUCGCCACAAACUCCCUCCGCAUCGAGGGACUCCGACCUUACACCAAAUACAGAUUCCGUGUCGCUUGGGUCAUCUUGCCAAACAACAACCCGCUGUUUUCGCUGCCAAGCGUUGUCAUAUCGACGCUACCACACGGAGUUCCUUCGACGCCGCCUAAAAUCACGAGCCUCACCACGAUCGGUCCGAGACGCAUUGCGGUGAGCUGGGACCCUCCGCAGUUCCCGAACGGACCUAUUCUCUCCUACGUGCUCUACCUCGUGGAACAUCCGAGCGGUUUCACAACCGUCAAGGACAUCUCCGAUAUUACCGGGGGUUUGUACUUCAUGUUCAGCGGCUUGAGACCCGAGAUGCUCUACACUGUAUCGGUGGCGACCAACAACAACCUCGGCCUGGGCCCCGCGGACAGACGGAACAUUACGACUCCCGCGCACAUCAACAACACAUUGUUACCCACACCGGAGCCUCACCUUUUAAUUGCAACGCGAUGGCAAGUUCUGAAACAAGGACUGAGCAUCCUUGACGUGCCAGUUGCAGCGUUCCACACAGCGUCUCCAUUGGAGAUUACGGGUGUAGCAGUGCACGUCUCGAAGAACCUGCUCUUCGUUGCGGAUUCACUGGGGUCAAUUCACAGCAUCGAAUUUGCAGAUGGAUUCCGUUCUAAUGCUAUCAUUCUAAACAGCUCAAAUCAUAUCGGUCUCCUUUCCGUCGACUGGCUCAACCACAUGCUUUACAUGGUAGAAGGCGAACAGAUAAGCGUGUGCAACCUUACUGGAAGCGAAUGUCGGGUGGCAGUCUCUGGCUUUGACAAGAAGCCUUCGGAGAUGAAAGUCGACCCCUACAAUGGAUACCUCUACUGGGUCCUGCAGAAUGGCACUACGGGCGGCCUCUACCGCAUCGACCUCGCCAAGAUUAGGAAAGAUGCCGUGGCAAGACAGGAGGCCCAGCUUCUCCUCAAGGAUCUCGAACUACACACCUUCUUGGUGGACUACAAGAACUACAGGAUCCUCCUGCCAAAGAGCGCUCAGAAUACCGUGGUGUCGGUGUCGCUGUCAGGGACCGACGAGACGGACAUUCGCCGAAACUCCCAGAGGCACCAGUUCACGGACGUGCGCAGGGUGACCUACCACAGGGGCAACCUGUACUGGACCACCGCGACGGAGGCGUUUGGGGAGGAGUACCACGAGAAGGGGGACAAGUUCUACCACAACAAGUACACGGUGGACAGCCAGCCACUCGUGUACAUUGGGAUCUUCCACAUGUCGUCCCAGCCGUUCCCUGUACCGGUAAACCCCGUCCAGAAGGUCCAAGCCAUCUUCAAGGAGGACCUUGCGAAAAUUGCAUGGGAACCUCCAAGACUUUUAGGAGGUUUAGGUCAGGGGGCCUGGCAGAAGUGGCUGUACGAAGUACGAGUGCAAGACCACUCCACCAAGGUCUUUAUAUACAUCAUGAACAUCACAGAUACUUCCACCACCAUCAGGAACCUGCGUCCAAACACCGUCUACUCUGUCAAAGUACGGGCAUACAGCCAGGGAGGAAGAGGACCUUGGUCCACAGAUUUUGUCGGACGAACCUUGAGGCCACCCUCACGACGGGGAUUUCCGUACAUGCUCUGGAGUGCGAGCGAAGCGCUGUUGAAGUCCGACAUUGUUGGAGACAGUAUUCAACCGCUCAUCCAUUGGAGCAGCCUGGACAGUGCCUACAUCACUGAUAUUACUUGGUACCAGGACCAGCUUUUUCUCAACACCAACACAUCCCUGGUGUACACAUACAAUGUUUCUUCACAUUUCUCACUGGAAAGGCUCCAGAACAUCAGCCAUGCUUCUGCGGUCGCUGUGGACUGGCUGGCACCAAAGCUGUACUGGUCAAGUCCUCUCAGGCAAAUGAUAUCGCGUUCAAACUUGGAUGGCACAUACCCAGAAUCGCUGCCCCUUUUGACUAUGGCGCAGGAGAUAGCCAUUGAUUCUUUGUCUGGAUACCUUUAUUGGGCCACCACGCACAGUGUGGAAUGCUCAAGGCUCAACGGCGAGGACAGGCAGUCCUUCUUUCAGACUGGUCUUUUUUCCGGAAAGCAAGUCAUGGGACUUACCUUGGAUCUGGGCCAUGAAAAGAUCUUUUGGAUGGUUCGAAGUUUUCAAGGCUCAAAUCUGUUCCAGUCGUCGCUCAGGAAGGAAACGGGCCCUAGAGAAAUUUCCGAAAAAAUUGUGGGUCCUUUGUCAGAAAGUGAAAUGAAAGGGCCAGUUUGGUAUUUCAGCAACCGCCUCUACUGGAUCCACCAGGAAAAAGAGGCCAUCAUUUCCAACAUGAUCGGACAGAACAUUGCCACCUUGAGGGGCUUGGGCCUUUACGAGCUGAAGGCUCUGGCUGUUGUCGACGCUUCUCUUCAGCCGUACCCAGGUGGCUUGGACCCAUCGCUUGUAAAAGUAGUGCCUUCCCAAAUUGCCAGGAACAAGAUCAAAGUGAUUGGUACCUGGGAAAAUUUCACAAUAAUCUGGUCCAUGGAGACAAACGUUAACUAUGGAGAAGUGUUCUACGAGCUAAAGAUUUCAGAUGACCGGGAGGUUUACACACAGGUGACAUUGGAGAAUCGUUUCAUAUACCCAACAAGGAACCUCUUGCGUCCUUACACACGCUUGGAGAUUGUAGUGCGAGCCUACACCUUCUGGGCAUCCUCUCGACCAACGACAACAGUGAUCUAUUCACCCAUGUCGGUUCCAACUGCUCCCCUGCAUGCGAGAGUCUUUGUCAAUCACAAAUCCUCUCCUCUUCGAAUGAAGUACGUCAUUGAGGCUGAGUUCCGCUGGGCCGCCCCUGAACAUCCCAAUGGAGUCAUUGAAAGUUAUCGCAUCAACUGCUGGUUCUUCAAGGAUGAUUCCAUAGUUACACUCUGCAAGAAUGUCCGGGUUGGAGGAGAAGCGCUCUCCUAUCGCAUCGGCAACCUCCUUCCCAAUACAACAUACUACUUUCAAGUUGGAGCGGCGACGCGUGCCGGGGAAGGCCCCAUGAGCGACCUGGUGCAGGCAAGCACUGCCAAGGAGCAUCCCGUGCCCAAGCUGCUGCUCGCCAAGACGGAUGCAGUCAAAGUCACUGACGUGGACCUCCACCAGGAGAGGCUACUCUCGAGCAAGGCCAGUCACCCCGUGGCCAUCGCUUACUUGGGUCAAGACGGGAGAGUCUUCUGGCUCGAGGAGAAGGGCCUCCUCAUGGCCUCGGGACUGGACGGGUCGAACAUCACAGUGGUGCACAGUCUUCCUUUCUCUGGAACAAGCCUUACCAUUGACUGGAUCGGUCGAUACCUCUACUGGACUGAGACUAACCGCUCGCUGGGGCAGAGCUCGAUCCUCAUGAUGGACCUCAACCAGGGAUACAAUUUCUACAGGAUCUUAAACAGCAGCAUGUCCAUUUCGUCUGUCGAGGCUGACCCUUUCUCGAGCACUUUGAUAUACACGGCCGUGGCGGGCCACGGCUCCAGGACCCUCAUGGUGUGCAACUCGGACGGCACUAACGCGCACCGGUUCUUUGGCAACUCGCUGUCGCCCGGCCUGCCCCGUUCGAGGCUUUCCAAGCGAAGCGGGCACCAGUCGUGCAGCUGCGAUCCGCACGCAUCCGUGGGCAGUGCCGUGACGCUGGAUCGGUCGCAGAGGAGCGCGCCACGGCUUCUCUGGGUCGACGAGUCUCACGGCAACAUCUGGUCGGCUGACCUGCAGGGAUGCAACUGCACGCUCGUCGUGAAUGCGACCGAGAUGCAGAAUGCUGGCUUGCCACCGACUUCUCUGACGGCCGACAAAUUGUUCAUCUACUGGUCCAACUCAUCGGCUGGUAAAAUCUACAGCUUUGACAAGGCAACCUCGGAGGUGGUUUCCAAUGCUUCUCCCGAGAAUUCCGACUCCUAUGUGCAUCAGAAGAGACGUGUCACCUCGGAGACAGCCAGCGGCAUUCGUGGCAUCCGUGCCAUCGGGGACCACUUGCAGCCCUAUCCUGAUGUCAUUUGUUUGGCACCUCCGCAUAGCGUUGUGCCCCCCACGCUGCUGUCGGCUUCCUCCAAUGAGCUUGUUGUCAAGUUGAUGAUGCCCGCCAGGCCUCCGGAGUGCAGCAAGAUUUCUCUAGCCUCCAUCAAGUACACCUUGUUCUACGGAAUCAUCACCCCCGACAAUGUGUGGCAGUGUGCCGAGUCUCUUCACGGGUGCAGGACGCUGGAAACCUACAACACGACCGUUGUCCUGAGUAACCUGUCGCCUUUCACAAACUACACUGUGAGGGUUGCUAUGAGCAACUUCUACAGCAUUGGAAUGUCGAUCCCGGGUCCCGAUGCUGUGUUCCAGACCUUGGAAGGAGUCCCCAGUGAGCCAAUCAUGGUUCAAGUGGAGCCUGUGACUCCAACAAGGAUUGCGGUUCAGUGGCGGCCGCCCAUCAAGCCCAAUGGCCACCCGAUAUCCUACGAGAUCCGCUGGUUUCAAGAAAACGCGAAGAACAAGUGGCACUCCAUGUCCUACCUAUACUCUUCUGAAGAGAAGAGUUUGAGCUACAGGAUGCUACUCAAGGACAUGGCACCCGGAGUGGAAUAUCACAUUCUGGUACGGGCUUACUCCCGGGGAGGGGACAUGCACAGCGACAGCGAAACGAGGUCUGUGUCGACGUACGAGCUUCCAAACAACCUCACUCUCGCACGAUCAACGUCGCGAGAGAUUGACCUUACCUGGACGGCUCCUGGGAGCCACGUCAUUCUGAGUCACAGAGUGGAGUACCUGAAGCCCAGCACGUCGGAGUGGCGCUACUUUACCAGCGAAGCCACGGAGCCCAACCGGACCUACAUAUACCCACUGCGCAAGCUCCUGCCGAAGACGGACUACUCGCUACGGAUGGUGCUGACGUACAGGAGCUCGCUGAACGACACCUUUCCGUGGCCCCGCUCCGGGCACUUUGCGUUCCAGACGCUGGGCGACAGUCCCGACCGGACCAAGAGCCCCGGCGUGGUCAACCUCGGCCGAGACCUCUACCAGGUCGAGUGGGAGGAGGUGCCGCGCAACGGGGGAGAGGUCCUUGUCUACGAGCUACAAGUCAGGACUGUGAGUGAGGUCAUCGAGCAGCAAGAUGACGGUAGCACCCAGAGUGUGCGGCAGGAGUCAGACUGGAUCACGGCCUACAACAGCACGAACAACCACUGGAUCAUCCGGAAUCUUCCAUCGCAGAACCAGUACGUCUUCAGGGUUCGGGCCAUGAAUGAAUAUGGAGAAGGACAGUUCAGCGCCGCCAGCGAACUCUUCCUGCUGCCUGAAGCUGGAGCGAUUCUAGGUGUCGAGAAUGAUCCACUGAAAACCAUCAUUGUGUUCUCCGUCUUGGGAGUCUUCCUCUUUGCUGGUGUUAUCUUGGCAUCAUUGUACAUAGUUCACAAAAGAAGAGCAAAUGAAAAGAAGGUGCUUCAGGACAAUGGCCGCGACCUACGUCCUGACCUGGAGCUCGCGACCCUCAGUGAACUGCCUCAUCAUGGCAACUUUAUUCAACAAAACAAUGCACUGUAUGCUUUGGGGGAUUUACCUUCGGAUGAGGAUCUUGCUUCCCUGCCCCUUAUUGAAAAGGAUCAGAUCAUACUGACAAAGUUUCUGGGCAGCGGAGCUUUUGGGGAGGUCUUCGAAGGAAUCGCGCAGGAUCUCGGUGGCGAAGGUUUGCCGCCCACUAAGGUCGCCGUGAAGACUCUCCGUAAAGGAGCCACUGACCAGGAAAAAGCUGAAUUUCUGAAGGAAGCCAAGUUGAUGAGCAAUUUCAAGCAUGAACAUAUUCUGCGACUGCUGGGAAUCUCUCUAGAUAACAGCCUCUACUUCAUCAUCUUGGAGCUUAUGGAAGGAGGGGACCUGCUCUCUUACCUCAGGAACAGUCGACCAUCAGUUGGUGAUCGCGGCCCUCUUUCUCUGAACGAUCUUCUGAGCAUCUGCGUAGACGUUGCGAAAGGUUGCAAGUACCUCGAAGACAUGCACUUCGUGCACAGGGAUCUUGCGGCCAGGAACUGCCUGGUUUCCAGUGUCGACCCCUCCCUGCGCAUUGUGAAGAUUGGUGACUUUGGGCUUGCCCGCGACAUCUACAAGCACGACUACUACCGCAAGGAGGGAGAGGGCCUCCUGCCCGUGCGCUGGAUGGCCCCUGAGUCGCUGGUGGACGGAGUGUUCACCAAGCACUCGGACGUCUGGGCUUUUGGGGUGCUCCUGUGGGAAGUGAUGACCAUGGGACAGCAGCCUUACCCUGCGAGGACCAACCUAGAAGUCCUCCACUAUGUGCGUGAGGGAGGACGGCUGGACAACCCCGACUACUGCCCUGAUGACCUCCACGACCUUAUGCUGAGGUGUUGGUCCUACAAUCCGGAGGAGAGACCAGACUUUGCAUUCUGCCUGGAGACAUUGCAGCUGCUGAGAGAGAAAUAUCAAUCCUUUGCAAACAUGACAACAGCUGUCCACAAUCACAACUACAUUGGUCAUGCAUUCACAGGUCCCAGUAAGACUCUGAGCAUCCCAGAGCAAAAUUCGCUCCUGCUCUCUCAGGAGACGGACAGCAUCUGUAGUGAUCCAGCAAUGGCUCAGAUUCCGUUUCUGCACUGUGGAAAAUACUCGGCCCCGCAGUCCCCCGCGGGGGCGGCCGAAACGUCGCGGUACCUCCAACUUCUCCGCGACAACGAACCAACCGUCGACGCGGACGGCUACGAAGUUCCUCUCCCGCUGCCACCCCCUCACAUCCAGCCUCUGCUGUAUGCGGAUGCCAACACGCCCACUGCCAUUUCUCCCUUGAACUGCGGCCACGUGCAGACCUACACGCACAUUUUCCCCAGCAGUUCGCCGCCCCCAGUGCCUGUCAGUGAUACGGUCCACAGCAAAAGUGGCGAUCCUGUUCAAGACGGGAGGCUGUCGCCCACAAUCACCUCCGCACUCCUGAAGUCUCCUAGGAGUGGCUCUGAGGUGGACCUGGUCGAGAAGUACGACCCUAUAGAGACUCUGAAAGAGAUCUUCACCCGCGGUGGUCGUGCUGACGCGCCCGUCGAAGGUUGGUCGCUGUCAGCGUCUUCAACGGCUCCUUGCACGCCGUGCACGACAAGUGGCGAGGAAUCCGCAUCGGCGAGUCACCGGAACAGCGGCAGCGGCAUUUCCUCGCUGUCGGUCGCGUCGGGCAUGGAACUGGACUACAUGCCAAAGUCUUCGUGGUGCUGAGUUCCUUUCGUGUGGCGACGCAAAACUGUGCAGCCUGGUGCAACGUGGCUAAAUCCGAACUGUGAAGGAAAGUGGGAGGUGUUCUACCAACUGCCGUUGUAUAGAUAAAUGUGUACAUAUAUAUAUAUAUAUAUAGGAAUGGUGGACUCUGUACAGUGAGAGUAUUUAAACUGUGUUUGAGUGAGGUGCAGUAUGUGUAAGUGUGUUAUGAAGAAGAAGCCUUAACAUUGUCAUCUCAUAGUACGCAUCAUGAACAGACUUGUACAGUGGAGCCUCCUACUUUGAGGAUGAUUGUGUUACAGAAAUGUGUCAGUGAUGGGAAGUGAUUGUAUCGUGGUGCGCUGUUUUUGCUUUCAAGCACGAAUCCCGUUGUAGAAUAUAUUAUGUCAACAAUCUAGAAGUCAUAAGUACUAACAGUGUUUUGGAUUAGACCUAGCGUGCCUCGUUUAGAUGCCUCUCUUGCAUGGUUGUUGUUAUAGUAGUGCAGUCUAAUUUUCAAGAAGGAAUAUAAAAUUUGUAUAUAGUGUAUACGUAUAGUAUAUAUAUACAAACCUCUGUGUCAAUGGGUGCCUUCACUCUGAGAUGGACUUCAAUUUACAACCAGAACCCCUGAAGUACAACCUCUGCAUACAGUAAAACUUUUCUUCAAACAUUUGA